Messenger RNA from Echinops telfairi (small Madagascar hedgehog), 3789 nucleotides. It is a transcript of the gene ANKEF1, whose product is annotated as ankyrin repeat and EF-hand domain containing 1. The record is from RefSeq and is a predicted model, not a curated record. Lineage: Eukaryota; Metazoa; Chordata; Mammalia; Afrosoricida; Tenrecidae. Bases 117 to 2717 code for a protein of 866 amino acids. Gene Ontology annotation, molecular function: protein binding. The transcript is spliced from 11 exons.
AUCGGAGCCGUGCCGGGCGCCCGGCCGAGGGAAAGGCAGAUCGGAGGCAGCCAGCCGCCUGGAUGAUUAGGAGUUUUGUUUGGGUCCAGAAAGCAUUUUCAAGAAGUUGAUCAAGGAUGGCUUUAACCGAUAGGAGACUUGAAAACUUGCAAAUCUACAAAGUUCUUCAGUGUGUUCGGAACAAAGACAAGAAGCAAAUAGAGAAGUUGACCAAGCUUGGAUACCCUGAACUAAUCAAUUUCACCGAACCUGUCAAUGGCGACAGUGCUCUGCACUUAGCCUCGGUUUCCAAUGACAUUGAUAUGGUCAGCUUUCUCCUGGAGCUUGGUGCGCACCCUGAUGUGCAAGACCGAAUGGGCUGUACUCCGACGAUGAGAGCCGCAGAGCUGGGCCAUGAAUUAUCGAUGGAAAGACUAGCCAAGGCAAAAGCUGAUAUGACUCUUGUUGAUAAUGAAGGAAAAGGCAUUUUAUUUUACUGCAUUUUGCCUACCAAGCGCCACUAUCGCUGUACGUUGAUUGCCCUGGAGCACGGUGCAGACGUCAACAAUGUCACCUACGAAGGAAAGCCAGUCUUCCUCCGAGCUUGUGAAGAAGCGCACGAUGUGAAAGACAUAUGCCUGACGCUUCUGGAAAAAGGAGCCAAUCCAAAUGCCAUCAACUCAUCUACAGGUCGCACGGCUUUAAUGGAAGCUUCACGAGAAGGCGUGUUGGAACUCGUUCGAGGGAUACUGGAGAGAGGAGGUGAAGUGAAUGCAUUUGACAAUGAGAGACAUCAUGCUGCACAUUUUGCCGCCAAAGGAGGCUAUUUUGAUAUAUUGAAGCUGCUUUUUGCCUACCAUGGAGACAUGGGGCUGAUAGCGAUGAAUGGGAACACACCACUUCAUUAUGCUGCCAUGGGAGGCUUUGCAGAUUGCUGCAAAUAUAUAGCUCAGCGAGGAUGUGACUUGAAAUGGAAGAACUUGCAGCAUAAGACACCCAGGAUGGUGGCUAAGGAUGGGGGCUUCAAAGCAGCAAGCAAAGAAAUACGCAAAGCCGAGCGAAUUGCCAAUAAACUUGCCAAGCCAGGAGCCAAAAAUCCCAAUCCACUCUGGGCUCUGCGACUACAUGAUUGGUCCGUAGAGCACGAGACUUUCCUUCGGGAAGCGUUCUCAUUUGUGGACAGAGGUGAUGGAACCGUUAGCAAGGAGGACUUCAUUCUGACGCUGGAGGAGAGGCAAGAAUUUUUGGACACGGAGCAGCUGGUUAGCAUAGCACAACUUCAUGAAAAAUCUAGGGGAGGAGGAGUUAACAUUAAUGAUUUCUUUAAAGGAACGAGAUACUUAAACAAGAAUUUUGUCUUGGGAUCCUAUGGGCCUAAGAAAAAGAAAAAGGGAAUAGGUAAAAGAGGCAAGAAAGGCAAAUUUGUUUUGCCUCUCCCAAUCUGCACCAUCCCUGAGAAUGCAUUUCCAGUGAGGAAAGAUGGCGGGCCACCGUAUUACAUGAUUGAAACCUACAAAAAUGUCACUGACUGCACUCGCUUCAACAGAGAUCAUCCACCAGAGCAUCCAAUUCAGGAUGAUUCUGCUUGGUACAUUGAUGAUUCCGUGAAGGUAUUUGCAAAUAUUAAUUUUGUCACCAAGGCAGGGGACCUGGCUUCUCUGAAGAAAGCCUUUGAAUCAGGAAUACCUGUGGAUAUGAAGGAUCAGUAUUACAAAACGCCACUAAUGACGGCCUGUGCAAGUGGCAACACGGAUGCAGUCAAGUUUCUUCUGGAAAAAGGGGCUAAUGUUAAUGCAACCGACAAUUUUCUGUGGACCCCACUACAUUUUGCAUGCCAUGCAGGCCAACAAGAUAUUGUUGAACUUCUUGUUAAAUCUGGCGCUUUAAUAGAUGCAGCUUCAAUCAACAACUCAACUCCUCUAAGUAGAGCGAUUGAGAGCUGUAGAUUGGAUACUGUAAAAUACCUGCUUGAUAUCGGUGCUAAAUUUCAGAUGGAAAAUAGAAGAGGGCAUGCUGCCAUGGAUAUCGCAAGGGCAUAUGCUGAUUAUAGAAUAAUGGAGCUGAUUAAAGAAAAGGUAGAUAACUCGCCCAAACCAGCAGACAAUCAAAAACUAAAAAGCAAAGCACCCAAACCAAAGACUGAAGGCCCUGACAUUAAGAAAGAGGAGGAACCACUUUCUUCAUUUUACACUGUACCAGAAAUACUGGAGGAAAAGACAAUUGUUAAAGAUAAUGUGGUUUAUCUCAAUUCUUUGAUUACUAGUGGUUAUACCAAGAAAGUGGACAUCACAUUUGUUCCACGGAGGAUCUGGAGUCCUGAGCCCACCACAGCAGAUCUGAUCCGGAGGAGAGAACUGUUGCGAGAGAAGCUCACCUAUGAGGUGGACUUUGAGGAUUUCAUGAUGCCCUUUCAGAGGAAUAUCACAGAGAGAGCGCGUGCUAUAGAAGCUACCUUCAAGAUGUCUCUCUACCUCGAGCUGCAUCCCGAGCAAUGGCACUGCCUGUGUCCCCCACAACCUAAGCUCCUUCCUGAAAUUCUGCCAUGGUUCCAGCCUUCAUCAGGUGACCCUCGCUCUGAGUUAUGGCUACACCACAUCUUCCCUCUGUUUCUCCAGCCUCAGAAUGAAAUCAGCUUCUUUUUCAUUGGAAAUAUCUGGAUGAAUAAGAAAUUAAGUUGGUACGCAUGGAAGGAAAGAGUCUGGUGGGAGGAACAGGAUUUUGAAGGGAAUAUCCAUUGAUUAGAGGAAGGCUUAGGAACAACCUGAGAUAUGCAUAUGACACAACGUUGCCUGCUGGAAGUGAAGCAGAUUUGAAGAACUUGCUGGUGAAGAUCAAGGAUUGCAGCCUCAGUAUGGAUUACCACUCACUCUAAAGAAGAUCAAACACCUCAUAAUGAUGAAUAGGUACCAUCAUGAUAAAUGGAGAAAAGGUUGAAGCUGUCAAAGAUUUUGUCGGUCUUGUUUGAAAGUAGAUUACUAGGAGUUCCCUAGCUAGCCCAGAAAAGGGAAAUCUCAACCUUGUCUGGGUUUGUCCUUAGAGGAAGCUGGGGUACCAAGGUCACUAGUCUUGAAUUAUACUCCAACCAAGGUGCUCAGAAGGCCCAGAAUCAAUCCUGUAAAUUUUUCUAAUCAGCAGUAGUGUAUGUGUUACAAUCACAGUCCCUUUCCAACAUGUGUUGUCCUUCCCGGGACAGGGAUGAGUUGAUCUGUCACCAAUUAUAAUUUUGUGAUAAUUUCCUUAGUUUUCCAUGUUCUUUAACGAUCCAUGUAACUAACUGUGAAUCCUUUGGACACCAUUAUGGCCUAUGUUGACGGUCUCCAUCAUCCAAAUGAUUUGUCUUUGGCUUUACUCUGAUUAAGACUUAUUAAAGGGGUCUCUGUAAAUACAAUUGAAUGUGGAGGUCUUUUCCCCCUAGAAUAUGGCAAGCACACCAACCUUACACCAACCUAAUUGCAGUGGCAUGAGCUAGUUGACAACAAAGUUAUUUGCAUUGCUUAAUAAAGCCUUGGGCUUUUUCUCAUUUGAUAUGUGAGUGGAAUUCACACACAAAAAUAAGAACAGAUGCUUUUAUCUAAGUUGUUUGGUAAGAAGUAUCUAACAAACAAUGUAAACGUGUUAUUGAUUCAAGUGCAUUAAUUGGUUUGGUGGUUUUCUAUAUCAUGCGUUCUACUUACAGCAAUCAUCUUGAAUGAAGUAAAAUGCUCUUGAAUCUUUUAUACCCCAUGCUAAAAAUCAAUAGUCCAAAGAGGGCAGUGUUUUGCAAGUAUUUGGAUAAAAGGAAAAGUCAUCAGAAUAAAAACUAUAAAUGUU